Scophthalmus maximus (turbot) is the source of this 3301-nucleotide messenger RNA. RefSeq names its product mitogen-activated protein kinase kinase kinase kinase 5. Lineage: Eukaryota; Metazoa; Chordata; Actinopteri; Pleuronectiformes; Scophthalmidae. Gene Ontology annotation, molecular function: MAP kinase kinase kinase kinase activity; ATP binding. The transcript is spliced from 32 exons. Bases 247 to 2814 code for a protein of 855 amino acids. The record is from RefSeq and is a predicted model, not a curated record. Gene Ontology annotation, biological process: protein phosphorylation.
UCAGAGAGAGAGACAGAGAGGCAGUGACUGUCUCUUCUCAGCCGCACACUUCUGAGAGAGUCCACUGGUUUAGUCGCUGGUAGACGUAAAUGCCACUGAAUGUGUGCGAGCGAGUGAGUGUGUGUAUGUGUCCGGGUGAGUGUGUGUGUGUGUGUGUGUGUGUGUGUGUGAGAGAAAAGAGAGCUAGAAAGAGAGAGAGAGACAUGUCUGAGGAGGAAUACUUGUAAUAUUGGACUUCACGCGGACAUGGACCAGCACAGUGCAGCUCUGGAUAUCUCCACCAGGAAUCCUCAGGAUGAUUUUGAGAUCCUGCUGAGAGUCGGCGGGGGAACCUACGGAGAAGUGUACAAGGCACGGAACAAGCAGAAUGGAGAGCUGGCAGCCAUCAAGGUCAUCAAGAUGGAGCCAGAGGAUGAUUUUUCCAUCAUCCAGCAGGAGAUCGUCAUAGUAAAAAGCUGCAAACACCCCAACAUAGUGGCAUAUUAUGGCAGCUACAUACGAGCCAAUAAACUGUGGAUUUGUAUGGAGUUCUGUGGAGGAGGCUCCCUCCAGGAUAUCUACCAUGUAACGGGUCCUCUGUCUGAGCCACAGAUAGCCUACAUCUGCAGGGAGAUGCUACAGGGCCUGGAUUACCUGCAUGCACAGAAGAAAAUCCAUCGAGAUAUCAAGGGUGCCAACAUCCUCCUCAAUGAUCAGGGCGAGGUCAAGCUGGCUGACUUUGGGAUCUCAGCUCAGAUCACUGCCACUCUGGCCCGGCGGAUGUCCUUCAUUGGGACGCCAUAUUGGAUGGCGCCAGAGGUGGCAGCGGUGGAGAUAAAAGGCGGCUACAACGAACUGUGUGACAUCUGGUCUGUGGGCAUCACAGCUAUAGAGCUGGCAGAGCUGCAGCCGCCAAUGUUUGAUGUCCAUCCUCUGCGCGUCCUGUUUCUCAUGUCCAAAAGUGGCUACCAGCCUCCUAAACUGAAGGACAAGUCUAAAUGGUCGUCCACUUUUUACAACUUUGUCAAGGCCAUGUUGGUGAGGAACCCGAAGAAGAGACCCAGCGCCUCCAAGAUGCUCUCGAAUGGAUUUUUGACCCAGCACUGUCUGAACCAGGAGCUGACCCUGGACCUGCUGGAGAAGUUCCACCACCCUGAGAAACUCAAGAACUGCCUGGCAACAGAGGACGAGGAGAUGGAGGUGGCAGUUCCUGGAUCUUUAAGGAGGAUCCAGUCUAUCAACAAACACAACCAGGCAGAAAGGACAAACUCUGACAUAAGCUUGGAUUUUCAGCAGAUCUACACUCGGAGGACUUUGACGAAAGACUCACCAAAUGUAACGUUAAGGCCUUCACGGGGAUCGACCAACAGUAGCAAGAGUCCAGGGAGGGAUGAGGACACAGACUCGGACGACGACUACGAUGACGUGGAUAUCCCUACGAUACAAGCCACGAGUGACACAGCUGAUGACAUCCCGCCUCCACUUCCCCCAAAGCCCAAAGCGCGGUCCAGCUCGGAAGAGAGCAUCGCGGGGGACGAUGAUCGGGCCAGGAAACCCUGCUCUCUGUAUACCCCCGCCCUUCUCAGGACCUCCAGCGGGACGCACGUCCGUCCCACACUCCAACCACGCUCCACACGACACUCUGACCCUGCGUCCUUAUAUGUCCAGUCAAAUGUCAACCCGCCAGACCUCCUUCCUCCUGAGCUUCCUCCUAAAGGCAUACGCAGACGGCAACCCCUAUCGAAGGACCUGUUUGCCGAGAGUGUGAGCCCCGUCAUGAAGAAACCGCCCGUCUGCUUUAAAAAGAUCUUCCAUGGCUGCCCUCUUAAAAUCAACUGCUCCACGACCUGGGAAAACCCAGCUACCAAAGACCAGCAUCUGAUCCUGGGGGCAGAGGAGGGGAUCUACACUCUCAACCUCAACAGCUCAGAGACCACGAUGGAGCUGUUGUAUCCCGGGAAGUGCACCUGGGUCUACACCAUUAAUAACGUGCUCAUGUCCGUAUCAGGUAAAUCACUGCAGCUUCACUCCCAUUCACUGAAGGAGUUGUAUGAACAGGCUCGCAAAGACCAGAGGAUGGUUGCCUUGCCGACUCACAGACUGUUGCCUAGGAAACAUGCGGUGACGUGUAAAAUCCCUGAUACGAAAGGCUGCAAGACCUGUUCAAUUGGUAACUUGCAGCGAGGCUGUGUGUUCCUGUGCUGUGCUCUGGAGUCCAGCGUGGUGCUGCUGCAGUGGUAUGAGCCCAUGCACAAGUUCAUGCUCAUUAAGCAUUUCGACUUCCCUCUUCCCAACCCCCUGCGGGUGUUUGAGAUGGUUGUGGCGCCCCAGCAAGAGUACCCGCUGGUGUGUAUCGGUGUGUCUCGGGGCUCCAGUCCCAACCUGCCAGUCAAUGUGGAAUACAUGAACCUCAACUCCAACACGUCCUGGUUCACCAACUCCGGCCUGGAAAAACCAUGCCCAGCCGCAGUGCAAGUAAACCAGUUGGACAGUAGCUCACUCCUCGUCCUCUUAGAAAAGUCAGCACAUAUAGUUGACCUGAAGGGAGAGCAGAAGAGCAGCAGGCCUCUGACAUAUGAGACCACCUUCUCUCAUGACGUCGAGUCCAUAGUGUAUUUCGAGGACACACUGUUGGCGGUGUGGCGUCACGGCUGGCAGAGGAGAGGACAAGGUUUCACCGAGGUGCUGGAGGAAACCACCGACCCCAGGAAGACCUACAGAUUGGUGCAGUCAGACAGGAUGGUGAUUCUGGAGACUCGUCUCACGGAGGACCAGUCAGGGCUGUCCAACCUGUACAUCCUGGAAAAUGCAGAGAGCUACGUAUUGCUGGCCUGACUCUCCUGUCUGCUGGCAUACAGUAGGGCAUCGUGGGAAAACGCCGUACUCUUCUACACGGAUGCCUCUACCUGGGAAUUGCAGCAUUCAAUGGGAGGAGGAUGGACAAGGGGGGCAACCACAUUUGGGUUUGUGAUCAUCUGUAAUCAUUAACUUUGAUGGGCAUGGCUGCGUCCCUGCCACAGUAUUUCCCUCAAUCUGGGGGAGUGAUGCUCUUUUAAAUCCUCAUUCCCUACUUGGUUUAUGAGAUGCAGAACAAUCUCCAGAAUCCAGACAGCUGAGAUGACCCAGUAUUGGUAAUGAAGGAAGGCCCCUCGUCUGGGUCUAAAGAGGAUUCUGCCACAGUAUUGUUGAUCACAGAGGCAGAUGCCUUACAGGGACUGAAAUACUUGGCUUUUCAAAGAUGCCACAUACAAGAACAAUGUGCUGGAUGGGAAAUACACACCUCCUACUGACAUUAACAUUGAAAUAAAGUGAAUUAACACAA